Molecule: messenger RNA, 3139 nt
Organism: Mauremys mutica (yellowpond turtle)
Lineage: Eukaryota; Metazoa; Chordata; Testudines; Geoemydidae
Product: maestro heat-like repeat-containing protein family member 7
Exons: 20
Coding region: 808-2619 (603 amino acids)
Cellular component (GO): cytoplasm
Source: RefSeq, a predicted model, not a curated record
GCUAUGUGAAAAGGGGUCACCAGUACAAAAGUUUGAGAACCACUGGUUUAAAUAUAACCCAUGAGUUGGUUGAACGCUAUGGGUCUCUCUUUCUAGCAACUCAGUCAUUUAAAAUAAUAUAUUUACAAAAUAAACAAGGGUCUAAUCAAAAACUGAAAUGUUUCAAGGGUUCACAAACCUCCACAAUACUUUAGAACAAGCGUUUGCGCUAAAGAAAUCAAACAUGUAAAAGCUCUGGGUAUUUGUAGGGUGCUUACUAUGGUUGUGAUACACCCAACAACCCCCAAAUUUUAAGCAUGAAAGAAAGAUGCUUAAAAAACAAACAAGCCCCAGACAUUCAUUGAUAUCUGCAAGGGGCCCCACACUUGGGAAUGGGUACAGUAAUGUUAAGGAUUGUUGUGUAUGGUGAUUUAAUGUUUAAUACUGUAAGAAGGCCCCAAAGAAAAAUGUAUUUUAACUACAAGAAAAAAAAUUAGCCAAAAGCAGCCCAGUUGUGCAGACAACUUAAUUCCCCCUGCCCAGAUCACAAAAGGGAAUGUUAGGGGAGGAGGGCCUAAAGUCCUUAAGUAUCUAUUAAUUCAGAGUUGUGAUGAUCGAAUCUACCUGCUAACUACAGACUUUUGAAAUCUGUUUGAAACAAAGAGUUAGGCUGGUGUAAAAAUCUCAGUUUUUUUGGAGACAGUUUCUGUUGAAAGAGGACAAUCUUGAACUGAAUUUCUGCUGGACUGCAAGAGGAGGCGUUGAAUGACAUGAUACAGUGUGGCCAGCGUGUUGGGAAGACAAUGGUGUUGGAACAGGAAUGUCUCCAUGCUGAAUCUGAUGGCUGAAGAAGCCCCCAAGGACCCCUCAAAGCCCAUCGGUGCCUGUGAGGAGACGAAACCUCCCCAACGGAAGAGUUGGCAAAAGAGCCCACAGCAGAAGCAGGAGCUGUGUGUGCCUCAGCCCUUCCGUGCCGAUUCACCAUCCCCUUGUAACGCCUCCUGCUUUAUGAGGCCAGACUCGGAGGAGAAAGAGGCCCUGGAGUACAUCAACGCCUUUCUCACGAGCAAUGAACAGGACGAGGCCAAGAAACUCAAGUUCUUGGAUUCCAUCAGCACCCUCAGCAGCCUGCCUGCUUUUAUGGGCAAAGCCCUGCUAGUGGAGAAGAUAAAGGAGCUGAUUGAUCACGAGUCCGUCGACUCCCUGACCGGCGUGAUGCGUCAGCAAGCAAUGCUCGCCAUCAUGAAGCUGAGCAAAAUGAAGCUACCGUGGCUGGUCCUGACACGACCCAGCCUGCUCGCCACCUGCUUCUCCAGCAUCUUCUCCCUGCCUCCAGCACACACCAUGGAGGAGGUGGAGGCUGCUCUCUGCACCAAAACUCUGAAAACCAUGGAUGAGAUGCUGAAGGCCUUGGUGUGCGAGGAUCAGGAGCCCAACCUUCUGGUGCUGCAAAUCAUCUUGAAGGUCCUGCUCCCCUGGACUACAUCCAAGGAGGUGCAUGAGCGGCUGAGGGCAGUGGGAAGGAUCACCUGGCUUAUGGAAUUCAUGGGGUCUCAGUGCAAAUUCCAGGAAGUGGAGGAGUUCAGCGUCCUGGGCCAGCUGGUGGGGUGUCUCACUCUGUGCUGUGCGGAGCAGGAGCAGGAGAUCUGGCAAUUGGCUGUGGAGGGCCUUCACCACGUCUACUCCUUCAUGCUGCAGCUAAAAUCCAAAAUGCCGGUGAAUCACGGUGCAGAGUAUCGGCAGCUCCUCCACGACAGUCAAACUGAGAGAGCCUUCUGGGUCACCAACAUCAGCAAUAUCACAUCGAUUUUUGGGGAGUACUUCGACACGUCUGAGUGCAUGGACUUCCUCCUCGUUGCUAUCAAGGGCAUGAGAGACUCCAGCAUCCAUGACGCACUGACGGCCAGGAACAUGCUGCAUAUGAUCCUGGAGGUUCCCGGCCUCAGCUUGGGGAGGGUGUCAGAGGCUGUGAAGAACAUUCAUAACCACCUGGACUCCAUCAGCACGCCACUUGCCCGGCAGGAGCUGCGCAGGGCCCUUCUCCUGCUGGGCUACCGGUUCAGCAAGGAGGUGGUCGGAACCCUGCUGGGCUGCUCACUGUCAUGUGACAGUGUUGCUGCGGAGAUGUGGAAGAUGCUGACAUCCCAGCCCAAGACCACAAGAAAGAUCCUUGGGGAGCUGGUCAGCAUGCUGCAGGAGCCGGCUCGGCGACAGCAUCAGCUCUCUGAGAGACCAGCUGGCGUCCCCCCCUUGGCCGUUUCCGAUCAAACUGGAGUGCAGCGCCAACUCAAGCGCCUUACAGAAGUCUACCUGCAGGCCACAAGAGCCCUGUAUGAGAUCUUCCAGGAGCAGGCCUGCAGGCAGGAGGUGAAAGAGCUCUUCCCUCAGCUUUACAUCUCUCUGCUCUUCCACAUCACCUACACAGUGCAGUACACUGCUUCGCACGAGAAGGAGCAUAACCAGGAGGACACGCCCACACCCCUCAGCCCCGUCAGGUUCGCGGUGAAGGUCAUGAAAGUUUUGCUUCGAUGUGCUGGCUACAAGGACCAGGUCACCUUCAUGAUGAAGCAGGGCGGCUGGGACCUGCUCAUGAGGUCCGACACACACCACAAAGGCGUCUGCCUGCUUGCCCGGCGUUGAAUGACAUGAUACAGUGUGGCCAGCGUGUUGGGAAGACAAUGGUGUUGGAACAGGAAUGUCUCCAUGCUGAAUCUGAUGGCUGAAGAAGCCCCCAAGGACCCCUCAAAGCCCAUCGGUGCCUGUGAGGAGACGAAACCUCCCCAACGGAAGAGUUGGCAAAAGAGCCCACAGCAGAAGCAGGAGCUGUGUGUGCCUCAGCCCUUCCGUGCCGAUUCACCAUCCCCUUGUAACGCCUCCUGCUUUAUGAGGCCAGACUCGGAGGAGAAAGAGGCCCUGGAUUACAUCAACGCCUUUCUCACGAGCAAUGAACAGGUACUAAGAGCCCUCCUCUGACCUGUCAGCUAGUGCCCUGUCCACAUGCACCAUCCGCCCUUCUCCGGGAGAUGCAUGGAUUCUAAGGCCAGAUGGGACCACUGUGACCUCCUGUAUAACACAGGCCAGUGACCAGCCGCCAAAUAAUUCCUGUUUAAACUAAAGCAUCUUAAAAAUGUCCUGCCUUGAGUUACAAAAGGUCACCCAC